AAUUUAUCAAAUCGCCCGGCGCAUGAACUCAGCCAACGUCUCUUCCCGAGCACGCACACGCACACACACAAUGGCUUCCCCAUUGCCGUCGCACAGAUUAUUAUCGUCGUCGCUAUCUGCGUGCAGAAGCGCAGUCCGCCGUCAAAGGCGCGUGCCUUCGCAGCCGGCACGCCGCAGCUCACAUUUCUCCGCCUGUGACAGACAACAGCCGUUGUUGACGGCUUGGUCCGGCCACGUCUCGCCAUGGAUCAAGAGCAAGGGAUCAGAACCUCACAUAGGGAGGGCGAUUGAGGGCAAAAGGCUGUUUUCCGUCACCGCCGCGGCACGACACGGACAUCUCCAGCCGCCGAAGCCCGGGGAAGAGCGCAAAGUCACGUUCAUCGACAAAGAGGGAGAGGCGCACACCUUCGAGGUGAGCGACGGCGACAAUCUCCUCGACAUUGCCCAGGCCCACGACCUGGAGAUGGAAGGAGCAUGCGGGGGCAGCUGUGCAUGCAGCACAUGCCACGUAAUCGUCGAGUCGGAGGAAUACUACGACAAGAUGCCCGAGCCGGAGGACGACGAAAACGACAUGUUGGACCUGGCCUUCGGGCUGACGGAGACGAGCAGGCUGGGCUGCCAGGUCAAGAUGUCUCCCGAGCUGGACGGGCUGGUGGUCAGACUGCCGAGCAUGACGCGCAACCUGCAGGCAAGCGACUUCGUGGAGAAGGACAAGAGCGCAAAGUAGGAGCGAUGCUCGUCUCCAGGAGCGCAGGGGGGGCGGGCGCGGCGCAAGCACAAGUAGAAAAAAAGGAAGAGGUCACGUGUGUAUGGGGGCUAGUAUACAUCGUUACAGCUGUGGCUAUGUGUGUAUAAAUACGUCCAUGGCUAAGCGCCACAUCUCUCCUAAGUUCAAGUCUCGAAUCGCCGUUCCUGACCCGAGCAUGCAUCUGCUUGUCUCCACAGCUCUCGAGGAGAUCUGUUGUGUGGACUUUGCCCCAACUCUGACGGACGAGUGUCAUCUUUGGGUGCAGGCCGUGACGAAAAGUCUUCUUCUUUGGGAUUUUCGCUGAACGGGGUAGAUACCUUCGUGUCGUUAUCGGGAAGGUAUCGAAAGCGUUCACAUGUCGUGUUUUGACUAGAGCGCAGAUAGAUGCGCAAUCUAUCAGCCAUGGGAAUGGGGAAAUGCAUCUACAUGUUUCAAAGAACUAAGACUGGCACAAACUAUCGAAACAAGCCAGUUGCCACGGCAGUAACGGUAGCUGGGUGUCUGGCAAGACAAAGGCAGUCUUUCGCACAUGGAAGGGUUUAACGAAACGUUUGUCGCCAGGCUGGGCAGCACACCAUGUCUACACAUCGACAAAUAGCAUCGUUAGUAUUCUGUAU
Verruconis gallopava is the source of this 1365-nucleotide messenger RNA. RefSeq lists its product as uncharacterized. The transcript is spliced from 3 exons. Lineage: Eukaryota; Fungi; Ascomycota; Dothideomycetes; Venturiales; Sympoventuriaceae. Gene Ontology annotation, molecular function: 2 iron, 2 sulfur cluster binding. Gene Ontology annotation, biological process: P450-containing electron transport chain; positive regulation of oxidoreductase activity. The record is from RefSeq and is a predicted model, not a curated record. Gene Ontology annotation, cellular component: mitochondrion. Bases 23 to 727 code for a protein of 234 amino acids.